Meloidogyne enterolobii is the source of this 1290-nucleotide messenger RNA. Lineage: Eukaryota; Metazoa; Nematoda; Chromadorea; Rhabditida; Meloidogynidae. The record is from the annotation of a GenBank genome assembly.
AUGGGAGAUUCAUCAACUUUGUCAGCUUCAAAGGAAAAAGAAAAAUCCAAACAACCUCAACCUUCUUCAACACAAAUUCGUUCUUUAGAAGGCGGGUUUCCUACUCUUUUAGUUUUUGUGAUACUUGGAUUGGCUUGGCUAGUUGGUUUUGCUUCUAGACUUUUUGCCAUUGUUCGGUUUGAAUCGAUAAUUCAUGAAUUCGAUCCUUGGUUUAAUUACCGUUCAACUCAAUAUAUGGUGGAGAACGGAUUUUAUAAUUUUUUGAAUUGGUUUGAUGAAAGAGCUUGGUAUCCACUUGGACGUAUCGUUGGUGGAACUAUUUAUCCUGGAUUGAUGUUAACAAGUGGAUAUAUUCACUAUUUACUUUCUUGUUUGAAUAUACCUGUCCAUAUACGAGAUAUUUGUGUUUUCCUUGCCCCAACAUUUAGUCGUUCUGUUGCUGGUUCUUAUGACAAUGAAGGAAUUGCUAUUUUUGCUCUUCAAUUCACUUAUUUUCUCUGGGUUCGUUCUGUCAAGACUGGAUCUGUUUUUUGGGCGGUUCUCACUGCUUUGUCUUAUUUUUACAUGGUUUCAGCGUGGGGCGGUUAUGUUUUUAUUAUUAAUUUAAUUCCUCUUCAUGUUCUUGUUUUGGUUAUUAGUGGAAAUUACACAAACAAGAUUUACAUUGCUUACACAACUUUUUAUAUUCUUGGCCAACUUAUGGCAAUGCAAGUACCUUUUGUCGGCUUCCAGCCAUUGGUUGGUGCUUUGAAAUUUGUCCAAGGACGUUUAACUCAAAAACAAUUUUUUGCUUUAUUUGCCGGUGUUAUUCUUUUUACUUUUUCUAUUGGAAUUUUGAUUUUAAUGCUUUUAACAUAUGCUGGUUAUGUUGCUCCUUGGACGGGUCGUUUUUAUUCACUUUGGGACACCGGUUAUGCCAAAAUACACAUUCCUAUAAUUGCUAGUGUUAGCGAACAUCAACCUACAACUUGGGUCUCUUUCUUUUUUGAUUUGCAUAUUACCGCUGCUGUCUUUCCUGCUGGACUCUGGUUUUGUGUUAAAAAUGUUAAUAGUGAACGUCUUUUUGUUAUUCUUUAUGCUGUUACUGCCGUUUAUUUUGCUGGUGUAAUGGUCAGGUUAAUGCUUACUCUAACUCCUGUUGUUUGUGUCCUUUCUGGCAUAGCUUUCUCUUGUAUUUUUGAAAAAUAUAUGCUUGAAGAUGUUGAACAGAAGAAAGCUGGUGAAGGAAAGGAUUUGAAAGAUGGGAUGGGAGCAACAAAAAGCUGCUCAAACAGCUGCAGCUUCAUUUAG